AUGAAUGUCACGAAACACCCACGAGACAAUCCACCAUUAGAAGAGCUAUCGGACGUGAUUCAGAAAUCACUCGAGGCCAGCUUCGCUAAUGCCACUACCAGCGUCGUGCAGUGUCCGGAUCUGCGCCAGCCACCCUUCAACCUUGCUGCGCCAGGUCUCUCGGGUAAACCAUGCAUUGCAGAUAUCGGCGGACAGCCCAAUCUCUUUCCAACACCCAAUGUCAAUGCAAAAUAUUCUCUUCUAUCUCUGGCGAAGGACAUGCAAAUGUCACCUACGGAAGGGUUUCUUCUCGGCGCCGGAGCGGCUCCAUUUCAUGACAUUGGCCACAACGCCGAACUGGCACCCAAUAUAUCGUGGAAAUCCAAAACAGAAUCACCAGGUUUCAACGAUAUUACCUCGAUAAGUAUAAACAAUGAGACUCGUGUCAUUCAAGUCGGCCAAGAUGGUACCCAGUCGUGCGAAAGAAGCCCAAGUGCAAAUUGUGCCUUGAUGAUGAAUCUCUACGGAUCCAACGGGAACACCGGACCAGUCCUAAAAAUCACCGCGAAAGCACGCACCGGUGAACUGAAUUUCACAAACUGCAUCCGCUUGAGUCUACGCGAUUUCUACGGCGACUCAAGACCGAUUAGCCUCGGCGGUGCAUUCCUGUUGAAGUCCGGAAAAGCCAAGUUCCAUGUCAUGCCUGAUUUCCCUGAUCCGGAUAACCUACCAUUCCGCGAUCGUACUCAAUUGGAGAAGGAGUGGCUCACAUAUCAUGUUUUUGAUGCUCCGGUGGUGUGUUUGACUGUCAUGCAUAGUGCUGAUCCCGAGGGGCUGCGGUUGAGGAUGGAGCAUACGCAUUGCUUUGAUGCUGAUGGGAAUCGAAAGGGGGGACAUUAUCACUAUGAUGUCGCAGAUGGAGGGGAUGUGGAGUAUGAAGCGUACUUGCAUCCUGCUUCCAUCCUUUAUCGCAUUGAUCAACCGAUGGCCUAG
Molecule: messenger RNA, 972 nt
Organism: Penicillium cinerascens
Lineage: Eukaryota; Fungi; Ascomycota; Eurotiomycetes; Eurotiales; Aspergillaceae
Exons: 1
Coding region: 1-972 (323 amino acids)
Cellular component (GO): nucleus
Molecular function (GO): zinc ion binding; hydrolase activity, acting on ester bonds
Source: RefSeq, a predicted model, not a curated record